Messenger RNA from Cyprinodon variegatus (sheepshead minnow), 2130 nucleotides. RefSeq names its product zinc finger protein 277 (gene znf277). Bases 87 to 1418 code for a protein of 443 amino acids. Lineage: Eukaryota; Metazoa; Chordata; Actinopteri; Cyprinodontiformes; Cyprinodontidae. The record is from RefSeq and is a predicted model, not a curated record. The transcript has 12 exons.
AAGAAGAAGAAGAAGAAGAAGAAGAGGUUGUUAAUUUUUUUUUAAACCGUCAUUUUCAGCCUUUAGACACCGUAAUAAUCUCUGUGAUGACAGCGACUGAGGGAAACGAGCUCGGUGGUGGAGACAGCAUCCUGGAGCCUCUGAGUUUUCCAGAACUGGCAGCUGGAGGUACCAGUUCUCCCAGUCUGCUGCAGCAUCCCAGUGACGAGCUGCUGGUUUGCCUCUUCUGCUCAGACUCUGUCCCUCUGCUGCAGAAAGACGUCCUCUUCAGACACCUGCUGCUGGACCACAAGCUGGUCAUUGCUGAUGUCAGGCUGAUUGCCAACCUCCCAAGGUACCUGGUUUACUGGAAGGGCCGCUUUCUGGAACAGCCAGUCACUGAUUUCUGCAGCGUGAUAAAGACCAACUCUACAGGCCCAGUUGACAAACAGGAGGACUACUUCCUGCUGUGUGACGUCCUCCCGGAAGACCGAGUACUACGAGAGAAACUCCAACAACAACGGCUGGAGGAGGUGCUGGAGCAACAGCAGAAAGAGCGAGACGACUGCCACUUCCACCGCCUCUGCUUAUUCUGCAGCGAGGAGUUCACUGGAAACAGGGCGUCGCUGCUGAACCACAUGGCCAGGGAUCACUCGUUCAGCAUCGGGCUGCCAGACAACAUCGUGUACUGCAAUGAGUUCCUGGACACACUGCAACACAAACUGGACAGCCUGCAGUGUUUGUACUGUGAAAAAAUAUUCAGAGAUAAAACGACACUGAAGGAUCACAUGAGGAAAAAAGCUCACCGUCGCAUCAAUGCCAACAACCACGAAUACGACCGCUUCUAUGUCAUCAACUACCUGGAACUGGGAAAAACUUGGGAGGAGGUGCAGAGUGAAGAUGACCGGGAGCUGGUGGACGGUGAGGAUGAUGACUGGUCGGACUGGAGAGCCCAUCCUGUCUCUGCUGUUUGUCUCUUCUGUGAUCAUCAGUCAGAAACCAUGGAGCAGAUUUAUAAACACAUGAAGGAUUCACACGGCUUCGACCUUCAGGAACUAAAGACAGAGAAAAACCUUAAGUUUUACCAGCAAGUUAAGCUGGUCAAUUUCAUCCGGCGGCAGAUCCACCAGAGCCGUUGCUAUGGCUGCCAGGUUAAGUUUGACUCCAGAGCAGACAUGUUGGACCACAUCAUAUCUGAGGGUCAUGUGAUGAAACUGCCGCAGAUGUCUACCUGGGACCAGCCACAAUAUUAUUUCCCAACAUAUGAGAACGAUGCCCUCCUGUGUACGCUGUCUGAAGAUGAAGGGGACGAGACGUGUCAAAGCGAGGACAUACCAGUGAUAGCAGAGGACAUAUCCAACCUAAGAGCGCUAAAACAGAACAGCAUCCUCAACCAGCUCGUGAAAGACAAAGACUCCCGCAGAAAGGAUGAUGGAUAGACUCUAUAUUUAUUAUUUCUGGACUUCUAACAAUAUAGCACUUUCACAGCUUUCUCACUGUGGGGAGACUUCCUGGGGCUGUUACCCGAAAAACGUGAACCUAUAUCUAAGACUUUAACAAAAUAAACAAGCUAAGAUAUGAUUUUGUUGUUUAUUUAAGUCAUGUUCUUAAAUAUAUUCUGCCCAGGCCAUGCAGAUUUGACUAUAAAGGUGCCAGCCUGAUGUCUCUCUGGAUGAAGUGGUCCACUUUUUCAGUUCCUGUGGGGCUUUUUGAUGGUCUCCCCAAGCCAAUUCAAUGUUGUGGGUAGAGAACAAUUUAGCAGCAGUCUGUUUUCACCUAUGCUUUUUUUUUUGAAGUUCCAACAACAAGGCCUGACAGGAAACAGCAGGAUCUCAGAGUCUGAUAAACUACUAAAUAUUGUGAAACAAUCAUUACAACACCUAAAUAAGGUAAACAGACCCACUGUUACAUUUUAGGCCAUAUUAUGCGAUAACUUCUUAUUGGGAAAUUAGUGCAGCACUAACAUCAGAGGUAGGAUGACUUUUGCAAAAAUGAUCUUAAAAGCAACACCGUCAUCAGUUUGGUUGAUGGCAUCUGGAUAGCCUAUAUAAUCAUCUUUUCUUCUCUGAAAUAAAAACGGCAAAUCAUUUUUUUUCUCUUUUUACACAUGAUAAAUUGAUUUGCACUAAUGAAGCACUAGUCAUUCAGUCU